UGUGACGAGGCUUUAUGGCAAUAAAUGUCACAAGUUUUGCUAAAAAAAUAUAACCAAUAACAAUAACAAAGCAUGCAAAACAUUGAAAACAAGAUAAUUCACGUUUAUUAAGAUAGUAUAUAUUAUAAACACUAUAAAAUUAUCGUUUAUAUUAUAUAAGAAGACUAGCUUCUUCUUGAUCUUUCUAAAACACUGUAUUAAAAGAUAAUACAAACUCAAACAUGAGGGAUAUGCAUAAACUUAGUGAAAAAAAUCGUGAAUACCGAGAAAGGUAUAAUCCGUGUUUUAAAGAAGAAGUUUUAUCAUUGAAGUGUUUAAAGAAUAACGAUUACAAUCAAGAAAAAUGCUAUGAUUUUUUCAUAAAUGUUAAAAUCUGCAGAGAAUUCUGGGACGAAUUAAGAAGAGAAAGGAGAUCACGAGGAAUUAAACCUGAAUUACCGUAUCCCAAUGAACGAAAACAAAUUAAAGAGGAAUAUCUAAAGAAUCGAGAAAAUAUGAAUAAAUAGUUUGUAUUCUUUUAAAGUUAUUUUCUUAGUUAUAUAGAAAUAAGGAUUAUGUUCUGUUUUUAAAUACUAAAUAAAAAGAGAACAAUGUUUUUGGUAAAAAUUAAUAUUAUGUAUUCUUUAUGUACAUACAUUUGACUUUUUUUUCUUUUCGUUCACAUGAUAAAUGUGUGUAAGUAUUUACUUACAUUAUACACACACACACAUACACAAUUCAUAACUAGUUUGUACAUAUUUUCGUAGUUGCAAUUUUAUUUUUUUUUAAAGAGUUAUUUGAUAAAUUAUGCGAUUUAUUUUGAAAUGCCGUCUGAAAAUGCCACAUACAUACAUACAUAUGACAUAAACAAUUCGCGUUCUUUAUAAAUUUAAAAGUACACAAUAAUAUUGUAAAAAGUACAUCGAUGUCAAAAAAAAAUAAAUGAAGCAACUUUUGACAUUUUGGUGGCGCUUAAAAAAAAUUUACACUAAAUUUAAUAAAAUAAAAUAAAAAAAAAAAAAAAAAAAA
Molecule: messenger RNA, 1008 nt
Organism: Leptopilina boulardi
Lineage: Eukaryota; Metazoa; Arthropoda; Insecta; Hymenoptera; Figitidae
Product: coiled-coil-helix-coiled-coil-helix domain-containing protein 7
Exons: 3
Coding region: 222-506 (94 amino acids)
Source: RefSeq, a predicted model, not a curated record